Molecule: messenger RNA, 3341 nt
Organism: Malurus melanocephalus (red-backed fairy wren)
Lineage: Eukaryota; Metazoa; Chordata; Aves; Passeriformes; Maluridae
Gene: MCM3
Product: minichromosome maintenance complex component 3
Exons: 17
Coding region: 196-2631 (811 amino acids)
Biological process (GO): DNA replication; double-strand break repair via break-induced replication; DNA strand elongation involved in DNA replication
Cellular component (GO): MCM complex; nucleus
Molecular function (GO): ATP binding; ATP hydrolysis activity; single-stranded DNA binding
Source: RefSeq, a predicted model, not a curated record
AGGAGCGGCGUUUGGCGCGAAACGGGAGCGCGCCGGGGGCGGAUCGCGGGGUUUGAGUGGAUCGCGGGGUCUGAUCUGAUCUGAUCGCGGGACUGCGGGACCAGCCCGCCUCCCCUCGGCUCUCACCGCCUUCCCCGGCAGCAGCAGGAGCGCCAGCGGCGGCGGCGGCGGGAUCCGUCCCAGGGCGGCAGCAGCAUGGCGGCCCCGGCGGGCGGGCUGGAGGAUGCGGAGCUGCGAGAGGCGCAGCGCGACUACUUGGAUUUCCUGGAUGAUGAGGAGGACCAAGGGAUUUACCAGAGCAAAGUGCGGGAUAUGAUCAGUGACAACCAGUAUCGGCUCAUCGUCAACAUCAACGACCUGAGGCGCAAGAAUGAGAAGAGAGCCAGCAGGCUCCUGAGCAAUGCCUUCGAGGAGCUGAUCGCCUUCCAGCGYGCCCUGAAGGAUUUCGUCGCCUCCGUCGAUGCCACCUACGCCAAGCAGUACGAGGACUUCUACAUCGGGCUGGAGGGCAGCUUUGGCUCCAAGCACGUGUCCCCACGGACACUGACAGCCUGUUUCCUCAGCUGCAUCGUCUGCGUGGAGGGCAUCGUGACAAAGUGCUCUCUGGUGCGUCCAAAAGUCGUCCGGAGCGUCCAUUAUUGCCCAGCUACCAAGAAGACGAUUGAGCGCCGAUACACAGACAUGACCUCCCUGGAUGCUUUCCCAUCCACCGCCAUCUACCCUACAAAGGAUGAAGAGAACAACCCCCUGGAGACAGAGUUUGGCCUCUCUGUCUACAAGGACCACCAGACCAUCACCAUCCAGGAGAUGCCUGAGAAGGCCCCGGCAGGGCAGCUGCCCCGCUCAGUGGAGGUAGUUCUGGACGAUGACCUGGUGGACAGGGUGAAGCCCGGGGACCGUAUCCAGGUGGUGGGGACGUACCGCUGCCUGCCAGGGAAGAAAGGGGGCUACACCUCAGGCACUUUCAGGACCAUCCUCAUUGCCUGCCACGUGAAGCAGAUGAGCAAAGACGUCCGGCCACUCUACUCUGCCUCUGACGUGGCCAAGAUCAAGAGAUUCAGCAAAAGCCGCUCCAAGGAUAUCUUUGACCAGCUGGCCAAAUCCCUGGCUCCCAGCAUCCAUGGGCACGAGUACAUCAAGAAGGCCAUUCUCUGCAUGCUGCUGGGAGGGGUGGAGAAGAUCCUGGAGAACGGGAGCCGCAUCCGAGGAGACAUCAACAUCUUGCUGAUAGGAGACCCCUCCGUGGCCAAAUCCCAGCUGCUGCGGUACGUGCUGAGCACAGCCCCCCGGGCCAUCGCCACCACCGGCCGCGGCUCCUCCGGCGUCGGCCUCACCGCUGCCGUCACCACGGACCAGGAGACGGGGGAGCGGCGUUUGGAGGCAGGAGCCAUGGUGUUGGCCGACCGGGGCGUGGUGUGCAUCGACGAGUUUGAUAAGAUGUCCGACAUCGACCGCACGGCCAUCCACGAGGUGAUGGAGCAGGGACGGGUCACCAUCGCCAAGGCUGGCAUCCAGGCCCGCCUCAACUCCCGCUGCAGCGUCCUGGCUGCUGCCAACCCCGUCUACGGCCGGUAUGACCAGUACAAGACGCCCAUGGAGAACAUCGGCCUGCAGGACUCGCUGCUCUCCCGUUUYGACCUGCUCUUCAUUGUUCUGGACCAGAUGGACGCCGAGCAGGACAGGGAGAUCUCGGACCACGUCCUGCGCAUGCACCGCUACCGCAACCCCAACGAGCAGGAUGGGGAUGCCAUGCCCCUGGGCAGCACYGUGGAGAUGUUGGCUACAGAUGACCCUGACUUCGUGCAAGAGGAGGAGCAGGAGCUCCAGGUGUAUGAGAAACACGAUGACCUCCUUCACGGGCCCAAYCGCCGCAAGGAGAAGGUUGUCAGCAUGGAGUUCAUGAGGAAGUACAUCCAYGUGGCAAAGAUGAUCAAGCCGGUGCUGACCGAGGAGGCGGCGAGCUACAUCGCCGAGGAGUAUUCCCGCCUGCGCAGCCAGAGCCAGAUGAACUCAGAYGUGGCCAGGACCUCCCCCAUCACAGCCCGGACCCUGGAGACCCUGAUCCGCCUCUCCACGGCCCACGCCAAGGCCAGGAUGAGCAAGACUGUGGAUCUGCAGGAUGCUGAGGCAGCUCUGGAGCUGGUGCAGUUUGCCUACUUCAAAAAGGUGCUGGAGAAGGAGAAGAAGCGCAAGAAGCCGGUGGAGGAUGACUCUGAGACGGAGAAGGAGGAAGAUGAGGAGUCACAGCCCAAGGAGGAGCGCAGGACGAGGAGAAGGAAGAAGGCUCGCACGGAGGGUGAGGAGGGCUCCUACGACCCCUACGACUUCAGUGAUGCCGAGGAGGAGAUGCCACAGGUUCAGGCUCACGCUCCGAAAACACCCGAAGCCUCUGGAGCUGGCGAUGGGAAGAAGGUGGAUUUGGCUGAGCCAAGGCUGAAAGCAUUCAAGGCUGCUCUCCUGGAGGUGUUCAAAGCUUCCCAUGCCCAGUCUGUGGGUCUGAAGAGCGUGAUGGAAUCCAUCAACCGUGACAACCCUGAGCCCUUCUCGGCGGCCGAGGUGAAGGUGGCCCUGGCCCACAUGCAGGAUGACAACCAGAUCAUGGUGUCUGAUGACAUUAUCUUCUUAAUCUGAGCCUCUGGCUGCAGGAGCCCGAGUUCUCAUGGACUCUCAGCUUGGAAACUCUGUGUUUGAGCGCUUCAUGUGGCUGAGCUGGAUUUUGGGGGGCUCAAGUCUCUGCACUUCCUUGCUGUGCGCUGCUGGCACCAAAAAAAAACAGAGCCAGGAGCUCUGGAAGUUCUUGUUGUCUUCAAAGUGGAAUGUUYGGGAAGAAGAUGGUUUCUGCAAGGAGACCGAAGGAAAAACCUAGGGGCAAUUUUUUUAUUUUUAAUGUAUUGUUUUUAGUUUUGGUGGUAAGAGUUCCAGCUUUUAAAUAAAAAAAUUCUGGUUUUAGGAACCCAACAUUUGGUAGUGGUGAUGAGCAGUAUGAGAGCUCCACUAGUAGUGCAGCUUUUAUUUCAUCAUUUUUUCCCAUUUUCCCCUCAAUUUGAUUGCUUAGAUCUGCUUGCCUCACAAGGAAAGGUACCUUUCCUCCUGCUUUCGCCUGGGGUCAUGCCCUGGUGAUGGCUUUAGAGAAAAGCUGAACACACAGAACAGUCCUGGCUGCUUGUGAUCCAGAGUGCUGAAGAUUUGGAAUUUUUUAAUAUUUAUUUUUCUUUUGUCCUGGUGAGUUUCAGGUUAAGCUUUGCUUUUAUCCCUGCCCAUCUCCAGMCACCUGCACAGCUCAUGCUCCCCUGUUUCUGGAUGCCAUAGAUCUGGGUUUGGGUAAUAAAAGUGUCCUUACU